Molecule: messenger RNA, 822 nt
Organism: Cygnus atratus (black swan)
Lineage: Eukaryota; Metazoa; Chordata; Aves; Anseriformes; Anatidae
Gene: HMX2
Product: H6 family homeobox 2
Exons: 2
Coding region: 1-822 (273 amino acids)
Biological process (GO): regulation of transcription by RNA polymerase II
Cellular component (GO): nucleus
Molecular function (GO): DNA-binding transcription factor activity, RNA polymerase II-specific; RNA polymerase II transcription regulatory region sequence-specific DNA binding
Source: RefSeq, a predicted model, not a curated record
AUGAGCAGCAAAGAAGACCCGAGCAAGUGCUGCCCGGCCGCUGCUCCCGUCUCCAGUUUCACCAUCCAGUCCAUCCUGGGCAGCGGCGGCACCGACGGCCCCCGGGCGGCCGGCGCCAAGGCUGCGGCUUGGCCCCCCCGCGCCAGGAACCCGUCCCUCUCCUCGGACGAAGAGGAGCCCGACGAGAGCUGGAAACACCGCGGCUGCUUCUGCCCCGAAGCUCACGGCCCCGCCGAAACGUGCCCCAAGCACCGGCCCGUCGGCUUCACCUGCCUCAGCAGCAGCAAGGGGAGCGGAGCGGCGGCGGGCAGCGCGGAGCGGCCGCCUUUCCUCUCGCCCUCGCAGCAGGACUUUAAGGAGGAGAAGGAGAAGCCGCUGGGACCCCCCUCGCCUUCCUGCGGGGACCGGCAGCGCGACGGCGGGGACCGGCAGGCCGGAGCCGCCAAGAAGAAGACGCGCACGGUGUUCAGCCGCAGCCAGGUGUACCAGCUGGAGUCCACCUUCGACAUGAAGCGCUACCUGAGCAGCUCGGAGCGGGCCUGCCUGGCCUCCAGCCUGCAGCUCACCGAGACCCAGGUGAAGACGUGGUUCCAGAACCGCCGCAACAAGUGGAAGCGGCAGCUCUCGGCCGAGCUGGAGGCGGCCAACAUGGCGCACGCCUCGGCUCAGACUCUGGUGGGGAUGCCGCUGGUGUUCAGGGACAAUUCGCUCCUCAGGGUGCCGGUGCCACGCUCCCUCGCCUUCCCUGCGCCCCUCUACUACCCCGGCAGCAACCUCUCGGCCUUACCGCUCUACAACCUCUACAACAAGAUCGAGUACUGA